Messenger RNA from Lindgomyces ingoldianus, 5295 nucleotides. RefSeq lists its product as uncharacterized. Gene Ontology annotation, molecular function: structural constituent of nuclear pore. The coding region runs from base 99 to 5162 and encodes 1687 amino acids. The transcript has 4 exons. Gene Ontology annotation, cellular component: nuclear pore inner ring; nuclear pore. Lineage: Eukaryota; Fungi; Ascomycota; Dothideomycetes; Pleosporales; Lindgomycetaceae. The record is from RefSeq and is a predicted model, not a curated record. Gene Ontology annotation, biological process: nuclear pore organization.
GAAAACAGCAACCACGGCCCUGCUACUCCCACUGCCACUGCCACCGCGCCGCCUACCCCCUUGGCGCACAAUGCGCAAACCGACAGUCUGAUCUCACCAUGGCUGAUUUCCCAGAGGCGGACAGCCUCACCCGCCUUCAGGGCCUUCACCGUGACCUCUGUGCCUUGACGGAUCUGCAGCUGCCGGUCUUGGAGAAGCUCGUGCAGAGACUGGAGGCCAGCCUGGACGAGUUCAAGGCGCUCCUCGACAAGCCGCCAAAGAACGACCAAAGUCGGAAGGCGCUGAGCUCCGGCAAGUUCCCAAUUGACAACACUGAAUAUGAGGUCAACGAUGAGUUCAAGCAGCAGACGCUGGAAUUGGCGGAGGCCUUGGAUCUUGACGAGCUGCAGGCCGCGGCCCUUUUCCUCGGCGCGGAGACUGAAGCCCUGGAGUUUGACCGUUCGCAGCUCCAGACCGCCGUGAUCCGCUUCCACCUCCGACGAGAGACCCUGCUCCUGUGUCUGCGCAUAAUAGUAAAGGCCGCGCUAGACAGUGGGGAGGCCGAGGUCAUGGGCCAGGAGACGCUGCUACAGGCGGUCCACCUCAUAAUGGGUAUUGAGGGGGUCAAUUUCGAGAAUGCCCACAAAUUCUGGGCCAAGUGCCUGACGAGCAUGGAGGCUAUAGAGAGGUGGCUGCAUCAGAUUUCGGAGCGUCUGCAGAGUGCCCAGGUUGUGGGCCAGGUGCCGCUGCCGGGCUUUGUCGAGAUCAUGACCCUCCAACGCCAGAGCCUUACUCGCCAACACGAGAACCUUGCUGCAAUCUGCACCCACAUGGUGAAACCUGGGUUUGCGAGUCUGGACAACUUCAAAGCUCUCCUGGAAAAGAUCAAGACCCUCGACAGGCACGACAUUAUCACCAUCCACUAUGUGCCUAUGUUCAUCCGGCUAGCUUCUUGGGUAGCAUUAGAGUCGAACACCAGCUUUAGUGAUGCAAGGGCCCUGCAUGCCUCCUUCAUAGCUGGUAGAGAGAGCGAUAAUUGGUCUCUGCGGACUUUUCAUGCUGCAGCCUUGACCUGGUGGUUGGCAGAGUACAGCGGCAGAUACAUCGACCCCAAUCCCCAUGACCCCGAUCUCCGAAACGUCAAUUUCGAAGAAGAAGCUAGCGCGCGAUCUGAGGUGUUUCUAAAAGCUCUCAAUGAUGGAGCUUUCAGCUUUAUGUUGUCUUUCUGCCAAGAUGUCCGCCCGACUCGAUGGUACGACCCAGCAAAAACGAGCAUGAUAUCUUGGCUGCUCCAUGACACCGCUGUCUUGCCGUCGGACUCGGCACAGGCCGAAGACUUCUUCAAAGUCCUUGUUAUGGAGCAGCUGCAGACCUUCGUGGACUCCUUUAUAACGAACAUGCCCGAUACUCUUCGAAGGCUCAAAGUUGAAGAGGAUGAUCAACGAAGGCGCCUUCAAUCACACUUCCAGCGAAGCCCAGCAGAACAAACUCUGCAUCUGGAACGGUUCUUAGUCAUCAUUUCAUACGCCUACGACGGAUUUGAAGAAGCCGCAGACGAUUUCUGGAGUGACAAAGAGAGCAAUCUGUAUGGGUUCCUGCAAUGGGCCGCGAAACGACAGCCUACUCCGCGCAUCGCGGCUUUUUGUGAGAUGCUCAGAGCUAUAUCCACCGGGGAGUCCAAUGCCGAGUUUGCGCACAACUUCCUGAUGGAAGAAGGAGCAUCAGCCUCUGGAAAAAUACGAAGAACGAGCUCUUUGAGCUACACGCACAUAUUCAAUGAACUCAUUGAGUUCCGAACCAAUAUUCACGAGCCAAAGAAAACUAUUCAGGGCGCCUUGUAUCAACAGGCGCAGCACCAUGCAGAUCAGAUUGAGGAGCCAGAAAGUGGGAAAAUGCUCGAGAGCUAUCUACGUCUGCUUGCCCAUCUCUGCCGACAGAGUCCCCUCGCACGGAACUGGUUAUUGGACCAUCCUGAAUACAGUAUCACAGGUCUCUGCUUUGGAUUGUGUACGGACAAGGUCGACAGCCGCGUCCGCGCCGCUGCUUUCGAUGCUAUUUCCGGUUUACUUUCAUACAAGAACGUCCAGCGUGCAACUGCCGUUUGGAAUGAUCUUGACAGCUGGACAGUAUCCGGCUUCUAUGUUGGCUCUAAACAGAGUAAUGUCCCAGGCCCUCUUCAUCGAGACGAAUUUUGGGCUACGUUGGCAGACCAGUAUGAUGAAUCCGUUGCCUUCAUUAACCUUCUCCAUUCUCUUGUGGAACCAUAUUCCGAUGAUCAGGGCCUUAAUGAUGCUCUGCCGUUCCCGGAGAGCCUAGGUUCAACCCAUAGAAUGCCCGGCAUCGAGAAAUAUGUCGACUUCGCCAUGCAAUCAGUCUUUGCAGAGCGAUCCCAGGACGUGCAAGAUUCAUUGGAGCGUAAUGUAUUAAGAUGGAAUUGUCUACGCUUUAUAGUAGCGUCUCUUUCGACAUUCAACGAGAACCUUGUUGUCUUUGCAAACAAGUCCAACAUCACAGUUGAUUCGGUCAUCGAAGCUUCAUCCUUAGCUGCCUAUGUCACCCUUCAUCCAUUCACCCGCGUGAUGGAAUGGCUCUUUAACGACAAAGUCUUAAGAGCUCUUUUUGCAGCUUCCCAUCACGAUGUCAAUGAAGUGGAUGCAUCACCAUCAGAUUCUCCUUUGGUUCAAUCCUUAAUGUUAAGCAUUGAGGUCAUGGACCUGAUUAUGAGGUUACAGGCAACAUACCUUGACAUCGUCAGGCCUUUUAUGAAGCAACAACCCUCUAUGCACCAUCUACCGGUCUCUAAUCCGGCCCUCGCCUCCUUUGAAGACGCGAUCCUCAACAAUUUACAGCUCAUCGUCGAUCUCGGACUUUACUGCGGCACCGGACACGAGACGCUUACAAUUGCCUCUCUCCAGCUUCUCGAAAAGUUGUCUUCAUCUCGAAAGCUCGCUGUAUCUCCGGCAGGAUUUGGCCAGCGUUCAGGCCGUAGCAAAAUUGUCGGGAUCUUGGAGAAAGAUAAUGAAGCCGAGCGUAUCGGGCGCUGUCUUUUUAGCCUGAUGCGACAAAGCGAGGAUGAGAUUGAGGCUGGUCAAGAAGCAUCUGGGUACAUUGUUAAACUUCGAAUCCUUGACUUCCUGAACAGUUGUCUCGCCGCAGUGUCAACAAGGCCUACGAUAGCCCACAUCCUGCUCGGCCUUUCCUGCGGCAGCACAAGUGUGCGCGUUGCUGAUGACAGCCUUUGGGCAAAUGGGCAGUCUUUGUUCCACGCCAUUCUAAUACUUGCUGUGAACUACCCAGAUCACAAUGGGAACACGUUCAUUGCCUGGCAAUCUGAAAUAAGGAGUCGAUGUUGGCUGUUGCUUCAGAAAUUGUGGAGAUCGCCGCUGACAAGUUCGAUCGUGAUGGAGGAACUACGAAUUAACGAGCUGCUAUUUAUCCAGGCUCCUCAGCUUGUUGCUGUCGACGGAAGCACAUUAUGGAAUGGUUUCUCUCUUGGCCAAGCAUUCGAACUCGAACAGCAGGGCAGCCCCGGAUUUGCCGCUUUCCUCUGCGAACCAUCGGCCAUUGCUCUACAGAACUUCCUGCAGCAACGCGCAGCUUUUCUAGACUACGAAUCAAGAGAACUGCGAUUGACAGUCAGAGAGGGAAUGCCGACACUCAAGUCACGGAUCCAAUCUGUUUUGUUGGGUACAACGAUAAGGCCGGGCGAGGAUCCAAUUCCUAAUCCAAAUGUCUUCGAUUUAUUUGACUUUAUCGAGUUCGACUUCCCAGAGAGACCAUUAGCUGACCACAAACUGCUAGAAGGCAUCAAUUUAGCUGUUUGUCAAGAGGAAAAGGAUGGUGUGAUGCUCUUCGUAUUGCCUUUGAUCGAGCAGCUCUUCCUCCUCAAGAUGAAGGUUUGGAAAAAAGAAAGCCCGCCUCAGGAUGAGCAAAAACAGCUUGAAGAGCUUGAAGAAGCCCAACGGUUGCUCGUCUCUUUUGCCGAAUACAAUCGUCGGGUUCAGAUUGUCAGCUACCAUGAAGAUAUCCUCCGGUCGUGGGUCCAGCUAUUGGUUGUUACGCUCCAGGGCUGCGAGUUUGACGUUAGCGCUCGAACUUCGUUCAUCCUCCAAACGCUUCAAGUAAUCUUACCUAAGCUUGAGAUGGCCUACAACAGCGACAUAUUCAAGGCCCUGCAACUUGUUAGUCUUGCUGUGUCACUUAUUCAAAGGAUUGAAUUCGACUCUACUGCGUUCGAAAAGACCAAGGCUGGGGACUUCGCAAAUGACCGACUUUCGCAGCUCUUCCGCGCAGCCUUGGUUGGUAUCUACAGUCCUGUAUCGAACACAGAGCUCCGCGAGUACUGCUACCAGAUCUGUUUCAGGUACAUCCAAGGCACCUUUGAGAAAGCUACCAAGGGAUCGCCAUUGGGGCGUCACGUGUUGAACACGGUAAAGACCUGUGGGGACCACCUUCUCGAGGUAAUAUGCGACGAUGCCUACAGUGGUCAAGGGACAUGUAAAGUUUCUGCCCUACUCCUUCUCAAUGCAUUGGUUGCCGUGGCCAUUCGACAAGAGUCUAAAUACAUUUUGGAAGCUUUCGUGUCACUAAACUUCAUUGGUGUGCUAGUCGACAACAUCAAGCACAUCCCAGACGAUCUCCGAGCCGCGGCAGCUCCCCAAGUCUCUAUGCUCUUAUCGUACUACGAUGCCAGUCUCGCGCUCCUUCUACGGAUAUCCCAAACCCGCCUCGGCGCUGCGUAUGUCCUGAAUGCCGGCCUAUUCCUAUCGGUUCGAGAAUCGCGUAUCUUUGAUGUAGAUCCAGAUAUCGGACUCGAGUUCGACAACCCCGAUGCCCUUAAAAAAUACUAUGACCUUAUGCUAGCCAUGCUUCGCGUCAUCAACGCCGCAGUUGUUGCGCGCGGCCGCCAGAACGAUCAGACCAUCUUCCAAGCCAGGGAGUUUCUAAAGGAGAAUCGACAUUCAAUGGUUGCAAUUUUCAAGCGAAGUGUUAACGUAGGCGUUAGCGGGAUUAAUGGAGGAUUGGGUACAACGAUUGGUGUGAACGGCAGCGUUAAUGGUGGCGUUGGAGAGGAUUUGACGGAUUUAGUGGAUUGCUUCACUCUCUUGGUUGAAAUUACGGGGUACUUGGAGUACGAGGAUUCUUCGAGCUUAAAGAAAUCGAGAGCGAAUAUCUUCUCGUAGAAUCAAUUUAUGUGAAAGGGGGCUUUGCAUCCUACAUUUGAAGACUGGAGUGAAGUGAAUUUUCGGGCAAUGGAUAUGGAAGCUGGGUUUGUAUAGUAUGUUGUUCAUAGAUCAUCUACACGACGAAAUGCAC